Saccharomycopsis crataegensis is the source of this 792-nucleotide messenger RNA. It is a transcript of the gene SNF8, whose product is annotated as ESCRT-II subunit protein SNF8. The coding region runs from base 1 to 792 and encodes 263 amino acids. The transcript has a single exon. Gene Ontology annotation, cellular component: ESCRT II complex. The record is from RefSeq and is a predicted model, not a curated record. Gene Ontology annotation, biological process: protein transport to vacuole involved in ubiquitin-dependent protein catabolic process via the multivesicular body sorting pathway. NCBI's taxonomy places the organism in Eukaryota, Fungi, Ascomycota, Saccharomycetes, Ascoideales, Saccharomycopsidaceae.
AUGAGUAAGAAAAUUGGCCUUUCUUCAUUCACCAACUCAGAAUCUGCCCUAAAACAGUAUCAGCAGUUAGGGAAACUGCUUGCUGAUCAGCAACAUGAGAAGUUGUCAAUCCAACUAUCUGUGUUCCAACAAGCUUUAGCGAAUUUCGCAAAAAACCACCCAGAAGAAAUCAAAUCUAAUGAGAAUUUGAGGAAGGAGUUCACAAGCUUAUGUUUCUCUGUCGGCGUUGAUCCUCUUGCUGCUAGUCUAUCCAAGAAAUCUGCCUCCAAAAACAAGAAUGCGUCUUUAUGGUCGAAGCUAUUGGGUGAUGAUAAUGAUGAGUUUUACAAUGAGCUUGCAGUAAAAAUCAUUGAGCUAUGCAAGAAACUUGAAGAUGUGAAUGGAGGGAUUGUUGCAGUUGAUGAAUUAUUAAAGAUUAUGACCAAUCCCGAUAGUCCAAAUUCAAUUGUGGAUUUAACGGAGCUGGACAUUGAAAAAAGUGUCGAAUUGUUAUCUACCCUCGACCCAAAUUUUAAGGUCAUCACUGUGGGAGAUCAAAAUAAGAAAUUCAUAAGAUCGGUAUCAAAGGAGUUGAAUAACUAUGAAACCAAAGUGUUUGAGAUUUGUGAAAUUAUGGGAUAUGCUACCGUGGGAAUACUAGUGGAUAAUUACCGAUGGUCAAGUUAUCAUUCGAAAGAUGUGUUAGAAGAGAUGGUGAGUUUUGGGUUUUUGUGGGUUGAUGUUGAUCCUGUGUAUGGAGAAGUACAUUAUUGGGAUCCGUCUUGGAUAAAUAAAUUGGAAAGGGGAACAUGA